GUUGUUGCGCGCUUCGGGACGGUUUGUCCGCAAUUCGUUGCAGCGAGGCAGACUUCCGGGGACCUUAGUGCUCGAAUGGCCGACGUCAAGGUUGUCUUUUCUGUCAAACGAGAUCGUUUCCACGAUGAGUGAAAUCAUGUAAACGUUCACGGUUGCUUCGUUAAAAAUCGCACGAACGUUGAUAGAUCGGUGUAAGGAUCGCGGGUGUGGGGUGUGUCCGUGGUUUUGAUGAACGGUUACGCGAGGAGAGGCACCGGUGUCCCCCGCAAAAUUUUGGAUUCAUCGAGAGGGUAAUCCCUGUUCUUCGCUGGGGGUGCAACGGGAACCGAGCGAAUAAAAAAUAUAUCGUAACGACAGGGAAAACCGAAGACACGAUUCUCGGUCCGUUCGAGAAUGAAUUUCAGAUGAUUGACCGAAACGUACGACUGGCGAUUCGACAUUAUGAAUUCGAAUAUAGUUAUGGAGGAUAGUAUGAGUGUUAAGUCAAUGGAAUCAGUGGCAACGAGCGACGAAUAUGUGUUUGUAAAUGACAGAGGGAAUGGAAAACAACAACAAGCAGUACUUGAAUUACCAAUGUUAAAAAUUGCUAAUAACGGUAACCUGGAAGAUCUACAAAACAAUCUUCGCGAGGUAUUAUCAGAGGACUCGAAAAUGGAAAGUAACGAGUAUAAAAUUGUAAGCAGCGUACAACAAAAUCAACCAAAGACAAAAAAUGUGGGAUUCAGUAAAUUUUAUGAUACAAGUUCUUGUAUGGUUUCAUCCGAAAAACAAGACAUUAUGAAACCAGAAGAUUUUAUCGACGAAGGUAUAGAAUCCUUAGCUCAUGUCCAACAAGAGUGUACUAUUUUCAAUGGUGUGACUUACUUGGGAUCAACAGCAAUAAAUGCACCGAAAUCAGAGUGUGAAAUACAGCUCAACAUGAACAUACUAAAUGCAGAACAGUCCCUUAAUUUAGGAAUCAAAGUGUCUGUAUCUGUACCUAGUAGUUCUCAAGGUUCUGUUGUUUUGUACGACGCUGGUACACAACAGCCAAUUGCACAUUACGAGGUGCAACGAAUUUUGUUUUACGCACGCGGUGAAAAUACCGGAGCGUGUGCGGCUUGCUUUGCUUUUACAUGGUCUCACGGGGACACAUUGGAAUCUGCCAUUUAUCAGUGUCAUGUUUUUCGGUGUGACAUACCGGAAGCGGUGGGACAAGUCUCUGCUUGUUUUUCCAAAGCGUUUCACAGAAUACCGCGAUCGAUGACUAAUUCUUUAACAGGGAGCGAUUUUAAUGGCUUUAACAAUGGGAGCGAAAAAACGAAUUCCCGUGUAUUUAUUUUCGAAGUGACAAUGGAAAUAAAGGAGGAGGAUGGAAAAGGGAGCUUCAGCACGGUUCCUAAAGACAGAAAUUGUUUUAAACUCCGAAGUAAUAUACCUAAACAAGUAUGUUUAAGUAUUCAGCAAGUAUCUAGCAAGGAAGGCGGAAUUACACUCGAACUUGAAAGGUGCUUCGGUGUUCUUGUUAGCCCCGGUCGCAACGUUAAGCACAGCGAUAUGAGACUGCUUGAAAUGCAAAUCAAUGCCGGUCCAUUAGUACAAGAUAAACAAUGUUACAAUAUGUGUGGGCUUUGGGAUCCUGCAGAUCCAGCUUUGGAAACUCUUAACGUAGAGACACCCAGGGAGGGGAAGAUUUUCAUAACAGUCGCCGUCGAUUUAGUGAUACAUUGCAUUCGGGAACCCGUGAGAUUUAUAAUAGAGACGUCGGUUAAAGUGUUUCCACAGAACGAGAGGUUUUGGUACUUUAAUAAACGAAGCCUCGUACAACAAUUUUAUCUUAAUUCAAAAGAAAUAAUAUCCGGGGAUGGGACGGAAGUUCAUUACGAAGUACAAAGUAUAGAGACAUCAGGAGAAUUAGACAGAAACAGAUUGAACCUUGCUCUGAAUUUAGCGUCACUGAUUCGAUCACCGUCGUUAACUAGUAUCGAUACUCUCACGCCCAAAGAAGAAAUAGAUUCAGAUGGAGAUGAACCGAUGUUAAGCGGUACAGGUGAAGUGUCGAAGGAUUGUUCCGCAGAUGAGCUAGCUAAUUGGGCGGAGGUUCUGAUUAGUUGGUUAGUUAACGAACAACGCCCGAAACUUCUUAUAAAACUAACGAAACAAGGCAUUCCGGAAGCUCUACGCGGCGAAGUAUGGCAACGUUUGAGCAAUUGCGACAAUUCGAAAGAAAUGAUGGACAAAUAUAAAACUUUAAUCACCAAGGAAAGCAGUUGCGAAAGCGUUAUUUUAAGAGACAUUAAUAGAACAUUUCCUGCCCAUGACUAUUUCAAAGAAACUGGCGGUUUAGGACAAGAUUCUUUGUACAGAAUAAGUAAAGCGUAUGCGGUGUACGACGAAGAAGUCGGAUAUUGUCAGGGACUUAGCUUUUUAGUCGCUAGUCUACUACUUCACAUGCCGGAAGAGCAAGCUUUCUGUGUCUUGGUUAAGUUAAUGUACGACUAUGGUUUAAGAGACUUGUACAAGGAUAGAUUCGACAAUCUCCAUAUGCGAUUUUAUCAGCUUAACAGAUUAAUAGAGGAUCAAUUGCCAGAACUGUAUAAACAUUUCUGUGACCGUGGCGUGGAGACACACAUGUUCGCCGCACAAUGGUUUUUAACUCUGUUCACAGCCAGAUUUCCACUUUAUCUCGUUUUCCACAUUCUGGACGUAUUCUUUUUGCAAGGACUCGAUACAUUGUUUCAAGUCGCCCUGGCGUUGUUAAUGUUGUGCAAAAAGGAACUGCUUCAGUUGGACUUUGAGAGUAUAUUGAAAUACUUUCGGGUGCAUUUGCCGAAACGUUGUCGCAACGAAGAAGUGUCGCGCUACGUAAUGAAGUUAGCCUGCUCGGUUACGUUAAAGAAACUGAAGAAAUAUGAAGCAGAAUUUAUAACGUUAAAAGAAGCGCAAGAGAACGCGGAUGAGUACAGUAACGAGGUGGAACAACUACGUGGCACCGUGGCCAGGAACGAGGAAGAGAAACAAAGAUUAGAAGCUGAGCUGGUUCAAGUUAAAGAGAUGCUACAACGAGAAGUAGCCAGAGCGGACGCGGAGAGCCGACGCAGUACCGUCAUUAUUGCUGAUUACAAACAGAUCUGUCAACGUCUGGAGGAUGACUAUAACGCUGCGAAAACAACGCUCAGCGAAUUACGGUCCAAGGUCUCAAAGUGCGAUCAAUGUAGAAGUUUCAUCGCGGACUCGUCAAACAUACUGGCAGAUAUCUCGCAUCCUCUAGAGAACCGGAUAGAUCCUAUGCUGCACAGAGUACAGGAGAGGGUACGCGAAUUGGAAUUAGAACUGGCCCAAACCAAGCUGGCCCACGUCGAGGCCGAAUGCAGAAACCAGGAUUUAACGCAUCAGUUGCACGCGACUGCAUCUGAAUUGCAAGCUGCAAGAAACAGCUGGCCAUGGCUGAGCAAAACGCUGUCCAGCAUAAAAGAGGCGGCGAAUAAAAGAGAAGCCAUGGCACCUCCUUCUUUGAUGAAGGAUCUGAGGCGGGACAGCGCGCCCGUAGGUGAAAUGCAUCACUUGAUACAUUCCCGCAGUCGCGAGACUCGCGAAAAUCUAAAGAAAGUUGUGUGAUGCAGCAAGUCCCUCGAUUCGAACGCGUACGUGUACCUGCGGGUACGCGAUAAAACGUACGUUGAAUCGGAAGGGAAAACCCACGACCAUGAUAUUGAAAAGACAGGCUGGGUCUACGUUUCAAAGUAAUGGUUGCUUUUUAACCAGACAGAACGGCGGGACAACGUACUUUACAGGUGACUUAUUUCAGACGCGAGACCGAAUAAGCAAUUUACAUCCACGAUAACACGUAGAUUAUUCCACUUGAUCUGUUAAGAACACGCGUGCUCGACGCGUGCUUUUUAGCGAUGGCAGCUUUACCCCAACGGCGCUGAUAUUCGAUUUUGAGUUACGUCUUUGUUCAAGUUUUUUUGUUACUUUUUUCGAAUAUACUCAUUUUUACCGAAACUUUCGCGGCGCGGAAGUUGGUCGUUAUCGUUAAAAAAAAAAAAAUGUUUUUGUUUAUUCCUUUUGCGCUUCAGCGAAACGUUUCACGCGAAGUUUUAGAGAGUCAUAUCGAUAAGCGAUCGAUUAUGCAAGUAGGACGCGUUACGAUAACACGAAGGACAUCACACGAUAGACGUUAGCGAUAAGUACACUACGUUUUGUAUGAAACUAGUCUAAGAUGUGAACGAUAGAAGUGCUAUAGAAUUCUACACUGUACAUACACGAUACUCUCAGGCACUUAACGAACAUGACAGACUGCAGAAAAUCGGGGAUUCCACGUUCGAUGGAUCGCGAAACGUCUGCGGUUUCAUUUACUUUUUUGUACCGAUUCAUUGCGACAUUCCAAUGUAACGCGAGUACGUGUUUUUUUCCCUUUAUUCGAAUACCCCUGAUAUUUCAAGCCAGACAAAAAAAAAGGCGUUUGUAAGACGCCUUGCACUAACUCUUUAAAUCGCCACGAGUAACGUUCAGCCAUUGACGAAGCUCGCGAGAACAGAGAGAACGUUUCUGUUUAAUUUUUAUACAAAUUCUUGCUAUCUCAACAGUGUUGAUAAACGAACGAUUAAUAUGGUAACAACGGUACGAAGUAACGUAACGCGAGACACGUAAUCGUAUUUUGCCACACGAGACAUACAUAUCUUUUUGUCACUCGUUCUUUCGCGGACUUUGGUUAUGUAAAUUAACGGAGAUUUCGAAAAUACUCGGAAGCACAUUUAACUUGCCAUUUACGUUUCGACGGAGGGCCAUAAAUUACAUUAAGGCACUAAUCAAGAUCGGAACUUAAUUGGAUACUUCCUAAACACACUUUUGUUACGCGAAUAACGAAACGAAAGAACACACCCGUGAAUGCUCGAAAGCACAUUUUUAGGUUAUAAAUUAGUAAUUAGUGCCAUUCGUUCGACGAAGCUACGCGCGUUAAUUCCUUUCGAAUUCCUGACAACGUGAACCGUAUUAUCAUGGUCCACAAUUUCAGCAAUUUCAUAUUACGUUAUGCCAUUAUCUUUCAUCGUAACGUUCACGGAAGAGACGUGGCGACGAUAAUUUCUUUCGAUAAUUUAUUUUUGAUAUUUAAUUGGAUUUUCGUUCAAAUAAUAUUUGUCGAAUAAUAUAUACAGGAUCGAGAGCGAAGAUUACGAUCGCUCUAGAAAUUCAUACAAUAGUUGAGCAAUAGUCCUGCAUCUUAUAUGAAACAAACGAUAUACUUUUCUGUAAAUACUAAAAAAAUAAUAUAUCUAUACGGAUAAAUUACUAACAGGUCAUGUAAAUG
This is a messenger RNA of Colletes gigas, 5290 nucleotides long. RefSeq names its product rab GTPase-activating protein 1-like (gene GAPcenA). Bases 442 to 3597 code for a protein of 1051 amino acids. The record is from RefSeq and is a predicted model, not a curated record. The transcript is spliced from 17 exons. Lineage: Eukaryota; Metazoa; Arthropoda; Insecta; Hymenoptera; Colletidae.